Messenger RNA from Carassius carassius (crucian carp), 1167 nucleotides. Its product is annotated as zinc finger protein 271-like. Gene Ontology annotation, molecular function: DNA-binding transcription factor activity; RNA polymerase II cis-regulatory region sequence-specific DNA binding. Gene Ontology annotation, biological process: regulation of transcription by RNA polymerase II. Lineage: Eukaryota; Metazoa; Chordata; Actinopteri; Cypriniformes; Cyprinidae. The transcript has a single exon. The record is from RefSeq and is a predicted model, not a curated record. The coding region runs from base 115 to 1167 and encodes 350 amino acids.
UUGAGUUGCUCUCAAACCAAACAGAAAGAUUUGUAGAAAAGAAAAGCUAAGAAAUCUUUCACCUGCACUCAGUGUGGAAAGAGUUUGAAAAGAAAAAAUAGUUUUGUUGUUCACAUGAGAAUUCACACUGGAGAGAAACAGUACAAGUGUUCACACUGUGACAAGAGAUUCAAUCAGUCAACACAUCUGAAAACACAUGAGAGGAUUCACACUGGAGAGAAACAGUACAAGUGUUCACACUGUGACAAGAGAUUCAAUCAGUCAACACAUCUGAAAACACAUGAGAGGAUUCACACUGGAGAGAAACCGUACACAUGUGAUCAAUGCAGGAAGGGUUUUGCACGAAGAGGAACCCUUAUGACACAUAUGAAAAUUCAUACAGGAGAGAAACCGUACACAUGUAAUCAAUGUGGAAAGAGUUUAAAGUGCAAAUAUAGUCUUGAGCGUCACAUGAUUGUUCAUACUGGAGAGAAACCAUACACAUGUGAUCAAUGCGGGAAGAAUUUUGCAUUGAAAGGAAUCCUUAUAACACAUAUGAGAAUUCAUACAGGAGAGAAACUGUACACAUGUAAUCAAUGUGGGAAGAGUUUGAUUAGCAAAUGUAGUCUUGAGCUUCACAUGAGAGUUCAUACUGGUGAGAAACUGUACACUUGUGAUCAGUGCGGGAAGAGUUUCUCACACUCAGCAAACCUUAAGAGACACACGAACAUCCACACUGGAGAGAAACUGUACUCAUGUGAUCAAUGUAGCAAAAGAUUUUUGAGGGCUUCAGACAUAAAGCAGCACCUGAAACUUCAUACAAAGGAGAAACCGCAUUCAUGUAAUUGUUGUGGAAAGAGUUUUUCACGUCUACAACAUUUGAAAGAACAUCAGAAAAUGCAUGCUGCUGUGAGAGAGUACAUGUGCUUGGAGUGUGAAAAGACUUUUACUUCAGCAAACUGUUUAAAACUGCACCAGAGGAUUCACACUGGAGAAAAACCUUUCAAGUGUUCACACUGUGACCAGAGAUUCAGUCAUGCAGGAAAUAUGAAAAGACAUGAGAGGAUUCACACUGGAGAUAAACCGUAUCACUGCACUGAAUGUGAGAAGUGUUUCAGUCGUCCAUCUGCUCUAUACAAUCAUACAAAAAACUAUCACAGUAAGUAUUCAAGAUUCAUGAUAUUCUGA